AUGUAUAAUUAUACAAAUUCUCAUACAAGUUCUAUUUUUUCUGGUUAUGUUAUUCUUUUUCAUUUUUCUCAUUUGACAUUGAUAAAUAGUUGUACCACAAGAGUAUAUGGAAAUUUUCAAUGUUUAGAUAAAAAUCAUCUGUGUGUGACACAUUGCCGAACGACGUUACCAUUAGUACAAGAGUCUGGCUUCAACACUGAAUUGUGUUUCAAUAUCUUUGUCGUGUCGUGUGUUGUAUCUGGUGUUUGUCUUAGUUUUGUUGUUGGUAGCGAGGCCUAA
Rotaria sp. Silwood1 is the source of this 279-nucleotide messenger RNA. Lineage: Eukaryota; Metazoa; Rotifera; Eurotatoria; Philodinida; Philodinidae. The record is from the annotation of a GenBank genome assembly.